CCAUCUUAUCAUUAUAUAAUGCUGACGCAGGGUCUCGUGCCGAAAGAAAUUACUGAGUUAGUCGGCGGAAGUAAAUCACUUCGUCAUGUGUAGAAAAUUUAUCCUAACACUUCUACAUCUCCACCAAGUAUUUGCAUUGGAAGAUGCCGAUUACUGGCACAAUACGGCAAGAGUGGAGAUUGAAGAGGCACUUGCCCAAAAAUGGAACAAGAAAAUCGCUAAAAAUGUUAUUGUUUUUGUUGGAGAUGGAAUGAGUAUCGAUACCAUCACAGCCAGCAGAAUUUAUCAUAGGGGUGAAACGAGUUAUCUCGCGUGGGAGAAGUUACCUCACAUGGGUCUUAUCAAGACGUAUAAUACCAACAAGCAAGUGCCUGAUUCAGCAUCAACUGCAACCGCACUAUUCAGUGGAGUCAAGACAAAUUCACAGGUUGUUGGUCUCGAUGGUAAUGUCGGUGUGGGUGACUGCGAGGGGAGUUUAGAUGAAAGUUACCAUGUCAAGUCAAUAAUAGACUGGGCACAAGAGGCUGGUAAAGCUACAGGCUUUGUCACGACAACACGAGUGACUCAUGCCACCCCCGCGCCUCUCUACGCCCACUGUUCCAACAGAAAAUGGGAAUGCGAGAGGGAAAUACCGAAAUCCUCAAGUGCAUGCAAAGAUAUCGCUCGUCAAUUAAUCGAGGAUUCCCCGGGAAAAGAUAUUAAAGUAAUCAUGGGUGGGGGAAGGCAAAUGUUAAAGUCCAAUGUGACCGGUACCAAGUCAGAUCCAAUAGACACUUGGGCCUGUUACAGUUCGGACGGUAGGGACCUAUUGUCAGAUUGGCAAAAUGAUAAAGCAGAGCGAAAUCUCCGUUACAAACUUGUUCAGAACACUAACGAAUUGAGAAAUGUCGAUGCCGCGGAAGUUGAUUAUUUAAUGGGAAUUUUUGCUAAUGGCCACAUCAGCAUGGACUGGAACCGAGACACUGGGCCCACAGGCCAGCCCAGCCUAGAGGAAAUGACAAAAAUGGCUAUCAAGGUGUUGGAGAAGGAAACGAAAGGAUUUUUACUUGUGGUCGAGGGGGGACUGAUCGACUUUGCCCAUCAUCGGGGGCAUGCGGCCCAAGCACUCAGAGAGACAGUAAGGCUCUCCGAUGCUAUCAAUACUACUUUGGAGCUAGUCAAUCUUGAUGACACUUUGGUUAUCGUCACCAGUGACCAUUCGCAUUCUUUGAUGUUCAACGGAUACAGUGACAGGGGAUCAUCCAUUCUCGGAAUCUCACAAAAAUCGAAAAUGGAUCAGAUCCCCUACACCAUAUUAUCUUAUGGUACCGGUGGCCCUAACAACAUGGCUUACGAGCUGAAAGGCGGAAACGCAUCGAGAAUCGACCCGAGUAAAUUCAAUACUAGUGAUUUUACUUACAGUCAGCAGGCUACCAUUAUCACGAACGAGGCUUAUCACGGGGGCGGCGAUGUUCCGAUUUAUGCAAUAGGACCAUUUGCCCAUUUAAUCCACUCAACUCAUGAGCAAAACUACGUGGCCCAUGUGAUAGCAUAUGCCGCGAAGAUAGGGCCCUACUCCAAUGAGUCAUCCACACCCAGACUUAAUGACAUCGUGAUAGUAACGAUAAUCGCAGUAUUUACAUCAGUAUUAGCACUCUGAGAUCGUCCGGAUGAUCUCAAUUUUCUAGAUACGAUAAUAGUCUUAUCGAUAAAGUUAAGAAUCGAUCAUUUAUCUUGUCCGCCUGAACGUGCUCUGAGGCGUGGGGGUAAAAUAAUUGUCAAUUGCCAUUCCAAAAUUUUCAUCGGGAAUUCAGUAUUCUUCAAUGUAACUGUUACCUAGAAUUAAUAAAUAAAAAGGCAUUUAGGAACUA
Molecule: messenger RNA, 1850 nt
Organism: Diachasmimorpha longicaudata
Lineage: Eukaryota; Metazoa; Arthropoda; Insecta; Hymenoptera; Braconidae
Product: alkaline phosphatase-like
Exons: 7
Coding region: 86-1639 (517 amino acids)
Biological process (GO): dephosphorylation
Molecular function (GO): alkaline phosphatase activity
Source: RefSeq, a predicted model, not a curated record